AGCAGCCUCUGCAUUUUUGUCUGUCUGAAUGCUACAGCAGCACGGGGGGAAACAGGAUUGAGGAUAAGAGCAAAAACUGAAGAAAUGUGACAGAUGCACGGUCCUUUUCAUGGCGGAGGGGAAACUGCUGCGGAAGGAGUUAUUCUGGGACUCCUUUGAGCCUCGAAACGCUGGAUCAAAAUGCUCAUAGUGGAGAAAACCACAGACUUCCCCUCUGCUGAGUUCUCCCUGGUGGAGGAUGUGGCUCUGCACUUCACCUGUUUGAUGGACAGGCUGAACGAGCAGCGCCUCUUCCAGCCUGACCUGUGUGACGUGGACAUCGUUCUGGUGCGUCAGCACAGCACCUUCCCGGCCCACAAGGGAGUCCUGGCGGCCUACAGCCCUUUUUUCCACUCCCUGUUUGCGCAGAGCAAGCAGCUGCGGCGGGUGGACCUGUCACUGGACGCCCUGACCUCCCAGGGCCUGCAGCAGAUCCUCAACUUCAUCUACACCUCCAAACUGCUGGUGAGCAGCCGCACUGUCCGCGACGUGCUCAACGCCGCCACCCUGCUGCAGAUGAGCGACAUUGCGGCCUCCUGUCGCGACCUCAUCAGCAGCCACUCGCUGAGAACCACCUGUGCAGACAUGGCCAAUCAGGAAGGUGCUGCUUUAGCGACGCCCUCCAACCAGCUGUACCCGGAGAUCAAACAGGAGUCAGAGCUGGGGUACAAGAGGGAGGGCAGCUUCUCUGUGAGGGUGGAGGAAGCAGGCAAGACGAAAGUGGAGAGCAAUGGAGAGGAGUCAAAGAGCGCUGACGGCCACGCCUCCUUCAACAGAGACCAGAUCAUCGUUGAAGUCAACCUCAACAACCAGACCCUCAACGUGUCAAAGGGCCCCGAGAGCAAAUCAGCAAGCAUCACAGAGGCCGGCGCCAUGUUUAGUUGCUGCCACGACAACGAGAGAGAUUCAGAAGAGGACAGCGAGAUGGAGAACGACGACACAGUUGGAGAAGAGGACGAUGAUGACCUGAAGAGGGGGGAUGUGCUGGGGCAGAGCAGCGAGGAGGAAGACGAGGAGGAGGAUGAGGAAGAGGAGGAGAACACUCUUAACAUUCCAGGUUUGGAGUCGCCGUUGGUGAUGGAUCGACCUCGCCGGGGCACCAGAGCCUUCGCGAUGGCCUGCACAACAACCUCCACGAGGCAGACACUCGCAGAGGCAACGCUGGCCAAUCAGAGGCCGGGCGGGAAGAGGAUGCUGGAUUUGGAGGGUAUGGGCCAGAAGGUGAGGCUGGAGGAGAAGCAACACUUCCCGUGUAAGAAAUGCCCGCGCGUCUUCAACAACCGCUGGUACCUGGAGAAACACAUGAACGUCACACACAACCGCAUGCAGAUCUGCAACAACUGCGGGAAACGCUUCUUGCUGGAGAGCGAGCUGCUGCUGCAUCAACAGACCGACUGUGAGAAGAGCAUCCAGUGUAUAACGUGUGGCAAGGCCUUCAAGAAGCUGUGGUCGUUACACGAGCACAACAAGAUCGUGCAUGGCUACGCCGAGAAGAAGUUCUCCUGCGAGAUCUGCGAGAAGAAGUUCUACACCAUGGCUCACGUCAGGAAGCACAUGGUCGCCCAUACGAAGGACAUGCCGUUCACCUGUGAGACGUGCGGGAAGUCGUUCAAGCGCAGCAUGUCCCUGAAGGUUCACUCUCUGCAGCACUCAGGAGAGAAGCCCUUCAAGUGUGAGAACUGCAGUGAGCGCUUCCAGUACAAAUACCAGCUGCGCUCCCACAUGAGCAUCCACAUCGGACACAAGCAGUUCAUGUGCCAGUGGUGCGGAAAGGACUUCAACAUGAAGCAGUACUUCGACGAACACAUGAAGACACACACUGGAGAGAAGCCGUACAUCUGUGAGAUCUGUGGGAAGAGCUUCACCAGCCGGCCCAAUAUGAAGCGCCACCGCCGCACACACACUGGGGAGAAGCCGUACCCCUGCGAGGUGUGCGGCCAGCGUUUCCGGUUCUCCAACAUGCUCAAGGCACACCGGGAAAAAUGCUUCCGCGUCAGCAACCCCAUGGUUACCGACGGCACAGACCCCCUCGGCCUCCAUCAGCCUCUGGCCUCGCCCGCCGUGGACUCUUCCGGGUCUGCAACCACACCCGCUGCUGCCUCUAACCCCCUCCAUGGGACCCAGCUCCCCCUGCUGCACUCCAUGGGGGGGCUGCCGCUGCCUCCCACACAGCAUUUACCCCCACCGCCUCCCCUGUUUUCAGCCGGUAGGGUGAACUCCAACAACUAACAAGUCUCUGUAGCAUCGAAAGCACUUUUUGUUUGUUACAAGGACCCCUGCAGCGGGAGACUGUUGCACCUCCGUGAAAAACUGGCUACAUGGAGGCCUCAUAAAACACCCCUACACCUACAACAAUAAGAAAUACUUAUUUUUUACUCUGUUAAAUACAAUAGAUAACCUCAGAGUCCAGUAGGACGUGUCGUCAACGCGCUUCUCCUCAUGAGUUUCUCACCUCUGUUCCGGUUUUAUUUGGGAUUUCCCACCAUGCAUCUCUCCAGAGCCUUGCACAACGCAUUGAUUGUAGCAUCUUUUACAAAGUGGGGGGAAAGAGUACCUGAAUCCUCACUCAUAUGUGGGGAGAUUUUCUUUCUUUUUUAUCGUUCUCUGCCAAGAUGUAGCGAGUGGUUCUGGUCCGACCCGGCAAUAACCAAAUGCUGAUUUGUCUCUGAGCGUAUACAUGUACGGCAUUGCCAAUAACCAAAUCCUGUAAGCUCACCUGCUAUAGUUAGAUAAUGUUAUACAGCAUUUAUAAUCAAUCCUGCACCUUACAUUUAACUCUAUUGAUAUUUAAAAUGUACUCCUAACUGUCUCAUUUUUAUAAUUGUGAUUGUGUGUAAAUCGUGGCACGUUAAGUCAGUUUGUAAGGACGAGAGAAGAAGUUGUGAACGCGUGGAGAGUCGGCCAUGCAAUGCAGUGUGGUGUGUGUGUGUGUGUGUGUGUGUGUGUGUGUGUGUGUGUGUGUGUGUGUGAGAGGAAGACUUGUAAAGUGAGGGUAGACCUACAUUAAGCUACGCAACGCUACCACAGAAGUCAGAGUAAUUUGUUGAAUCUUUUUGCUUACAUUAAGCAAGCGCUCCUCUCCUGUAGAUCUGACUCAGAGAUCAUAUAGCACUUUUCUGUGAGUAAUGUAAUCAGACCUACAGUAUAUUUGUAGGUUCAAAUCUAAUGUUAACUUACAUUUUCCAACUAAACCCAAUCUGUGUAAUAAGUUUGCAGAAUAUGAAAAAGAGUGUAGGUAUAUUCACAAAUCCUGAUAGCUCAUUAACUGUGUACAUUUCCUUAUCAUGUAUAUUGUGAAAGGAUAAACCCUAUAUUACAAUGCCUAAAUCUUUCAAAGAGCACUGAUAUCGAGUACUUUUGGCACAACAGAAAAGGGCUCUUUAUGAUUACAUCCCAGUACAUUUUUUAUCUGAAGAAGAUGAUCAAAUUUAGGGACAUGUGGUAUGUAAUAGCCCUCAAUCAUUUGUGGCUCUAUGUGCACUGUUGACAAUUGAAACGUACUGGAGUAGAACAGAAAGGAAUCCUCGUCAGUGAUAAAGUUGAUCAGUGAUAAAGUUCUUCUCUUUAAGUAAUAGUUUGAUAUUUUGAGGAUACUCAUUUGCUUUCUUGCCAAAAGUUCGAUGAGAAGAUUGAUAUGCAGCCAUAGCUAGCUGCUGGUUAGCUUAGCCUAGCACAAAGACUGGAAGCUAGCUUGGUUCUCUAUGAAGCUUUAAAAAGACAGGAAUCCACCUAAAGCUAAGGUAUUAGCGCCUUAAAUCUUGUUUUGUUUUAUAGGUGCAAAAAUUAAGUGUAAAACCAUAAUUGUGUAGCUUUUUAGACGCUAGAAGUCAUUGUGCUUUGUGGCUAGCUCCCUGUGAAAUCUCAAAUUGUCAUUUUCGCAUUUCAAGAUGAGCUGUUUCUCCCUGUCUUUAAACUAAGCUAAGCUACGCUAACUAGCUUCAUAUUUAGCAUACAGAUAUGAGAGUGGUAUCUUUGUGAUCAGCUAACUGCAAGAAAGGAACAAGCAUGUUUCCCAAAAUGUCAAAAUAUUCCUUUUAAAUCUUUCAAUCAAUUAAUGAUCCAAAAAGAGUGCACUAUCGAUGCACUCCCGCUCACUUUAUGUAUAGAUAGCCUCCUUGUAGUGUAGCCUACAGUGUUAACCUGUAAAUAUUGCUAAGGUGUGUUUCCCCCCUGUGAUUCAUUCCUCAUGUUUACAUCUGGAGAGUCAUUUGAAUGUGCCCCCACGUGUCUUGGCUGGUACUACCGAAAGUUGGAUUUGGGGGAUAAGCUUUUUGUAAAUGUUUGAAGCUAUUCGUUGUUUUAUUUAAGACGAAAAUAACGCACCUUUUCUAGUUUUGGUUCACCCCUGUUGUAUUUCUUAAACUACCAUGGUUAAAUGGUAAGGGCCACAUUGAAAAUGGUACAUUUCUUUUGUUUCUUCAUGUGUCUAACACGUGUUUUGUACUUUAAUUUGCUGCUUUUGUACAGGGUCCAGUUUGAAACUGCCCUUUAAAUGAAAGUGUAGAGCUUUUAAAUAGUUGAAUAUAUUCUAAUUUAAUUUAGCUUUACUAGACCAAGAGCUCCAUGGUCAGAAUGGGCUACAAUUUAGACGUUUUUAAGCAGUUUGUUGCCAACAUUUUAUACCAAUCCGGGGAUUAAUCGAGUCACUGAUAGAUUGACAGAGAAGGAAAUUAACAUAAUCUCUUGUGGUAUUUUAGUGAAGUGCAGUCUGUUGGCUCCACUUAGGAAAGAGAAGUAUUUCCCUCUUCACUGUUUUUAAAGGCACUAGCCAAGAGACAAUACUGAGAUACUGUGGUUAAAGUGUGAGCCUUAUACUUGGAGGGAUUUGAAUGUUUCUUGUGUUAUAGACUAUGAUAGGGUCUGACGGUAAAGGAUGAGGGAUAGUAGUUGGUACUACUGAUUAAUGCACUUUGAAUUUGAUCACUAUGCUAGCCCAUUACGCUAACAUGUUUGCAGAUACAAGGUGAUAAAGGAGCAGAGAUGUGUAGUGAAAGGAUAUUUUCCACACAGCGGGCUUAUUCCAAAGGCAGACAUUUUAAAUGUACAGUUUUUGGAUAUUGAUGUGUAUGAAUAAUUAGCCUAAACUACAAAUUACAGUCAGUUUCUUGAACCACAGAUUGUGGUUUGGCUGCAGAAGUGGCAGGGGCUUGAUUGACACUUUCUGAUUGGCUUGUCCUCCGAGCACUACAUUCAUAAAGAGAAGCCCUACUAAUUUGCGUCUAUUGAGUGAGCUUUAAUAUGGGAGUCAUAUUUAAUGCUAUGUGGAAUUGUAAAGGAAGUAGUCAGUUGCCAAAAUUGAGAAAUGAGAGAGAUUUGAGUUAUUAUGAGCACUUUAUAUUCCAGUUCAGCUAGUAUGGUAUUAAGGCUGAUGCAGUGGCAGUUAUUUGACCGGAAAUCUGCUGAUGGCAGUUGUGCUUUUUAUAUUUCCAUGACUUACGGAUUAUAGGAAAUUAUAAAAAUGCAGUCUCUGCAAGGAACGUGUUUCCAUGGCAGGUGAUAAAUCCUCUGAAACAACAUUUCACUCAGACCGAGGGGACUUCAGAAGUGUUUGUUCAGACCUUCCAAACCUGUUUGGAGUUGGGGUCUGAAUCCACCCGAGGAAACAGAAUUGAGUUCAUCGUUUGUCUUAGAUCAUUUAGUCUUCCCUAAAUCCAGACGCAAAUAAGGCAAAAGCCAUCUAAGAAACACUUAAUCGAGCUCUGCAUUAAAAAUGUCCUCUCCUAAAAAGGGUUCCAACUUGACUUUUAAAGUUAGUGUAAGUGUGUGUUAUUUAAAAGUUGAAUGGCAGUUAAACUGAGAUUUUAGAAGACCAGGCAAGGCUUCAUGUCUUCUGAUUAGCCAAAUUGUCCAGAGCUAAGUCUAGCAGCCAAAGGCUUGUAUGAGAUCAGCGCAGAAGUGGACCUGCCCUUGUCCUUAACGGAGGGUCUGUCGGUGAUUAAGUGGGUGCCUAGACAUCACAGUGACGGUGCAUUCUGCAUAGCACUCAGGGCAAAUGUUCAUCACGUCAUGAAGCAUUGAACAUGGCAGUCGGUGCAAAGCAGAAUGCUAAUGGGACGGCACAAUUGUGUCUCCUAUAAAAGUUGCUAGAGCCGAAGUUUGUAUCCAGAAUGAUUUGUGUCCGUGGCCUUCCAGGAAAGUUUUGGGAUUGAUUUUAGUAGCAACUAGGCUUCUAAAGUAUUGAUGACAUUGGAGAGAAAGCAUUGUGUGUGUGUGUGUGUGUGUGUGUGUGUGUGUGUGUGUGUGUGUGUGUGUGUGUGUGUGUGUGUGUGAGAAUUUAAGCAAAUGUGUAACUGUUUUGACGACGAAAAAAGGACAUUUUUUAAGAACGAUGGGGCAGUGUUUUGUCUUCAUUUACCCAUAUUUGGUGGCAACUUUUUGGAGCCCCAACACCGACAACAUUCGGUCUGUUUUGGGGCUCCAUUAAGACGAAAACUUGAAAACAAGUGUGUGUUACUUUGCAUUUGAAAGUCUGUUUGGCAGUUUUAAUAAGUUCGAAGAUGUGAUAAGAACCACAAUGUCAGUUCAAAGACGUAUUCUCCACCCUCUACAUUUUCCAUACUGCAGCUGUGUUGAAUCAUACUGUGUACUGUUAUUUCUCUACUUUAAAAUGUAAACACUAUGUCUUAGUUAACUCUGGUGUACAAAGACCAUGUGUAGGCAGUAGUUGAGCUAUAUAAAAAUACUAAAACCCGUUCGAGGACAGUAGUGUCUAGAGGUGCUAAUAACAUUAGACUGUAUUUUCUGUCUUUUAUUGUAUUAUUGACUCGUGUUUACUGUCUGUAACACAGCAGAGCGUAAUGACAUCAUUAAAUAUUAAACUAUAUAGAUAUAUUAUUGCAAA
This is a messenger RNA of Eleginops maclovinus (Patagonian blennie), 6880 nucleotides long. RefSeq names its product zinc finger and BTB domain containing 47b (gene zbtb47b). Gene Ontology annotation, biological process: regulation of transcription by RNA polymerase II. The coding region runs from base 181 to 2268 and encodes 695 amino acids. Lineage: Eukaryota; Metazoa; Chordata; Actinopteri; Perciformes; Eleginopidae. The record is from RefSeq and is a predicted model, not a curated record. Gene Ontology annotation, cellular component: nucleus. The transcript has 6 exons. Gene Ontology annotation, molecular function: protein binding; DNA-binding transcription factor activity, RNA polymerase II-specific.